This is a messenger RNA of Myiozetetes cayanensis, 13958 nucleotides long. It is a transcript of the gene OSBPL6, whose product is annotated as oxysterol binding protein like 6. The transcript is spliced from 25 exons. The record is from RefSeq and is a predicted model, not a curated record. Gene Ontology annotation, molecular function: cholesterol binding. The coding region runs from base 559 to 3432 and encodes 957 amino acids. Gene Ontology annotation, cellular component: intracellular membrane-bounded organelle; cytosol; perinuclear endoplasmic reticulum. NCBI's taxonomy places the organism in Eukaryota, Metazoa, Chordata, Aves, Passeriformes, Tyrannidae.
CAGCAUCCCAAAAGGCAAUUAGGAAUGGUUGCCCGAGCAACAUAACAUCCUUGUCAAAUGCCACAGGGAUUUCUGUUUCUGUUCCCUCACAAAUGGCAUGCUUCCAUGCACAAAACAGUGGAGUAGCGAAGGAAUGUUGUUGCUUCCCAUUUUGUUUUUCAGCUUUGCUUGGACUCUUUUCUGCUGAAGCAAAGGCACAGAGUAAACAGAGGAGUAAAGAGAAAAAAAGGCAACAUGAACAAGGAAAGGAAUCCUAUGGGAAAGUGAGGUGGGGAUGCUCUGCAUUCUGGAUAUCGGAACAAAGCAGUGGAAAAAAUCCAACAGACAAGAUUGUCAAUGAGGAAGAAUCAUUUAAACAGAAUAAAACCAUUUAGAAAAGGAAAAAGGGAGAAAAUGGGCAAUGCUGGAGGAGUAGUAUAAAGGGGUGCAGUUCAGCUGAGACUGAAUUCCUCUUUGGCUGUCCAUAAACUGAAACAGAAGGAUGCAGAAGACUAUCCCUUGUCUUUUUGUAGAUGAAUGAUAAGAGCACAAGAUCAUUAAUACCAGUUUGUUGCAAAGAUGAGUUCAGAGGAGAAGAGUAUAUCUCCAGCUCACAAAACAUCCACUCCAUCGCAUAGAAGUGCGUCCUCAUCAUCAUCAUCUCAGAGAGACAGGAGGCAGAGUGUUCAUAUUUUGGAGCGAAAGGCAUCUUCAGGAAGCACUGACCCUUCUCUAAGCAAGCAGUUCCUUGAAAGCGAUCAUAUCUCUCUAUCCAAGGAACCUGACAGCUGGGAAAUCAUAGAGGGUCUGAAAAUAGGCCAGACCAAUGUCCAGAAGCCAGACAAACAUGAAGGUUUCAUGCUGAAAAAGAGAAAAUGGCCAUUAAAAGGUUGGCACAAGAGAUUUUUUGUUCUGGAUAAUGGAAUGCUGAAGUAUUCAAAGUCACCAAUUGAUAUACAGAAAGGAAAAGUCCAUGGGAGCAUUGAUGUCGGUUUAUCAGUCAUGUCUAUAAAAAAAAAGGCUCGUAGAAUAGAUCUUGACACAGAAGAACACAUCUAUCACCUGAAGGUAAAGUCGCAGGAUUCAUUCGAUGCAUGGGUUUCAAAAUUACGCCACCACCGGUUGUACCGUCAGAACGAGAUUGUGAGAUCUCCACGAGAUGCCAGCUUCCAUAUAUUCCCUUCAGCAUCUACUACAGAGUCUUCGCCAGCUGCUAACGUGUCAGAUGGAAAGGUGCAACAAAAUAACUACUCCUGGCAGUCUCCUAUACCUUGCAGUAACAGCCUUCCUGUCACCUGCACUACUGGUCAGAGUAAAGUAGCAGCUUGGUUGCAGGACUCUGAAGAAAUGGACAGAUGUGCAGAAGAUCUUGCUCAUUGUCAGUCUAACCUUGUGGAACUCAGUAAACUUCUUCAAAAUUUAGAAAUACUACAGAGAACUCAAUCAGCACCAAAUUUCACAGACAUGCAGGCUAACUGUGUAGAUAUUUCAAAGAAAGACAAGCGAGUCACGAGACGAUGGAGAACAAAAAGUGUCAGCAAAGAUGCAAAAAUUCAACUUCAGGAAGGGCCGGCACCGAAGGGCCAGUUCAGCUCAACACGACGCCGGCAGAGACUGGCAGCUGCAGUGGCUACAACAGUUCCUUUCAGUGCUACAAUGUCACCCGUUCGAUUGCAUUCGUCCAAUCCCAACCUUUGUGCAGACAUUGAAUUUCAGGCUCCCCCAAGCCAUGUAACAGACCCUCUGGAGUGCUCUACUGAGUACAUGAAGCUUCAAGAAGAAUUCUGCUUGAUGGCACAAAAAGUGCAUUCUCUUUUGAAGUCUGCCUUUAACAGCAUAGCUAUAGAGAAGGAGAAGCUUAAGCAGAUUGUUUCAGAGCAGGAUCUUACAGGCCACAAUGCUCAAAUAGCACACCUCAGACAGUCCCUCUCUCAGGCUCUCAACCAGAAUGCUGAACUAAGGAGUCGCUUGAACAGAAUACAUUCAGAAUCUGUUAUUUGUGAUCAGGUUGUCAGUGUAAAUAUUAUCCCUAGUCCUGAUGAGACAGGUGAACAAAUUCACGUCAGUUUGCCACUGUCUCAGCAAGUUUCUAAUGAAAGCAGGCUCUCUAUGUCUGAAUCUGUUUCAGAGUUCUUUGAUGCACAGGAAGUGCUUCUAUCUGCCAGCUCGUCAGAAAAUGAGGCUUCUGAUGAUGAAUCUUAUAUCAGUGAUGUGAGUGAUAAUAUAUCUGAGGACAACACCAGUGUUGCAGACAACAUUUCUCGGCAAAUUCUUAAUGGUGAGCUAACAGGAGGCGCUUUCAGAAAUGGGCGGAGAACUUGUCUCCCAGCUCCCAGCCCUGACACCAGUAACAUCAAUCUGUGGAAUAUUUUGAGAAAUAACAUUGGCAAAGAUCUUUCCAAAGUAUCCAUGCCAGUUGAGCUAAAUGAACCUCUGAAUACCUUGCAACAUCUUUGUGAAGAGCUGGAAUACAGUGAACUCUUGGACAAGGCUGCUGAAACAGAUGAUCCUUAUGAGCGCAUGGUUCUCAUAGCUGCUUUUGCAGCAUCAGGCUAUGCCUCUACCUACUUUAGAGCAGGAAGCAAGCCAUUUAACCCUGUGCUUGGAGAAACUUACGAAUGUAUUAGAGAAGACAAAGGAUUUAGGUUUUUCUCAGAGCAGGUUAGCCACCAUCCUCCAAUUUCGGCCUGUCACUGUGAAUCAAAGAACUUUGUGUUUUGGCAAGAUAUCAGGUGGAAAAACAAAUUCUGGGGGAAAUCAAUGGAAAUUCUGCCAGUUGGAACCUUGAAUGUGACUCUUCCAAAGUACGGAGACUACUAUGUCUGGAACAAAGUCACUACUUGCAUACAUAAUAUUCUUAGUGGAAGGAGAUGGAUAGAACACUAUGGAGAGAUAACUAUCAGAAACACAAAAAGCAGUAUUUGUAUUUGUAAACUCACAUUUGUCAAGGUGAACUACUGGAAUUCAAAUGUAAAUGAGGUCCAGGGUGUUGUGAUAGAUCAAGAAGGGAAAGUGGUUCAUCGUCUUUUUGGAAAGUGGCAUGAAGGUCUUUAUUGUGGAGUUGCACCUUCAGCCAAAUGCAUAUGGAGGCCAGGCUCGAUGCCAACUAAUUAUGAACGUUAUUAUGGCUUCACAAGGUUUGCUAUUGAGCUAAAUGAAUUAGAUCCUUUAUUGAAAGAUCUUCUUCCUGCAACAGAUGCACGCUUCAGGCCAGAUCAAAGGCUUCUGGAGGAAGGAAAUAUAGAAGCAGCAGCAUCUGAGAAACAAAGAAUAGAGGAACUUCAGAGAGCUCGGAGGCGGUACAUGGAAGAAAACGGCAUUGAAUAUGUACCCAAAUUUUUUAAAAAAGUUAUCGAUGCUAAUCAAAGAGAAGCCUGGGUUACCAAUGAAACCUACUGGGAACUGCGAAAGGAUCCUGGCUUUAGUAAAGUAGACAUUCCCGUGCUCUGGUAAACUGAGAAUGUAGAUCUAGUAAACAUAUCACUCUGAAGAAAAAAAAUAACUAUGCACAAUAUGUUUCUUAUAGCUAAGCGUGGUUUGUGGGACUACGGAAAAACGUAUCAUACGCAUUUAUAUUCAUCUUUAUAAUGGACUUUUGAAAGUGCAUUAGACCAGGCCCCUGACCACUUCUGGAUCUUUUUAAUUUUGCAGCAGCCAUUAAAAAAAAAAAGGAAAAAAAAGAAAAAAAAAGGAAACAAAAACCUUUUAAAGUUUCAUAUGCUGAAAAUUCAGAAAAAAAGAAGCAGAUGAGUUAUCCAAAGUCGCUCAGAAGAGGUGGUAAGCGCAAAACUGCAACCGGUGCUUUAAACAGACAUUAAGAGUAAUAUAAUUUAAAUUUAAAAUAAAAAAAAAAGGAAGAAAAAGAGAAAAACAUCCAUUUUGUUUCAACUAUUUUUGUUAAAACCUCUUGGGUCACAACACUGUCAUUUCUGGCUUCAGGUUAGUCCUUUGAUGUGAUGUGCUUGGACUGGCCUUUGUCAAAAAGAUAUGCUUUUCCGGAAGCUGUUCCCAUUCAUAUGCCAUUGUUCAUGCCUUAACAAAAUAUGAAGAUGUACAGUAAGUAAAUUUAAAAUAUCUAUGCUUAGGCUUGUGUGGAGGGCAGAUUUUUAAAGCACUAGAAUUUUAUCAUAAUAAAAAUAUUGGACGAGCUGCAUUAUUUAAAAUCAAAAGACAACCAAACAUCUAGCUGUAUUUCAGAGGAAUAAGAUCUACUGUACAUGCUUUAGCUUUGGGAUGCUGACUGUAUAAUCAGACUGAAAAGAAACUCCUAGCUGGUUGAAUUUGAGACAAUUUUGGUAAAUGCAUAGAAAGUUCAUAUUCUAAAGUGACUGAUGCUGAGAUGCAAUCAUCACUUUUAGCACUGGCUGGACAUAGAUGUCACAGUUAAUCUCAUUUUCCCAUAACUGUUUAUACAAUUAGAAGUCCCUGGAGCUUUGCAACAGUGUUAAAAGCACAGAAGGAUUUCAUGGGAAGGUCUCUGGCUUCUCUCCAGAAGCUGAAUAGUACUAUAAAUGCAACUGUUUUCUGCUACACACACUGUUUACUUUCCUGGCUCUGUUUUUUCCCCAUCCACUUUUCUUAUCUAAAUUUAUAUUUGAGCGUAUGGCAGAGGCUUCCAAAUGUUGUAGCUAUCAACUACUACUUGUUUUGCCAGAAUAGCUUUUGUGCAAAAUUAUACUUCACAUUCUUCCAUAAAGUGAUUCUAUAUUUUUUGGUUAAGAACCAAGUCUCUUACAUGUUGCUAAGCCUCUGUUAAUAUAAGUGGGAGAAGGCUUGGCACUUUCUGUUUGAAAAUUUCUGAAUGAUAAACAGUGGGAGGGCAGAUUUUAAUAGAAGGACAAAAGUAAUUUAUUAGGUAAAAACUAAGAUCCAUAUAGUAUGAUCUAGUCUUCCAUUUAUACAUGUAUUAUAUACCCUGCCAUCAAUGAUAGGUUAGAUUUCAUGCAUAUACAGUGUAUUUCUUUCUGCCCAUACACAGCAUACAUCGUGCACGCAGAUUUUUCUAUUUAUGAUUGAUUCCAAUACCGAGACCUAAAAUAAAAUUACUAGAUAAGUAUGUGAUCCUGCCAGCAGAGCUGCUUGAUCACUCUGGAUCACCACACAUGCCCAACUCUCAGCCGCCUUCUUCAUUUUGCAGAGUCAGCUCCCUAUGGAACUCAGAUUACCUUGGUUGCUUAAUUAAGUUCUCCGUAUUGAUUGUAUGACAAAGCAACUAACAGGGCAACUAGCUACUAAUCAGUUCCAAUUUCUUCAUGCAGUUCUGUUAACAGAAUUAUGAAAACCUAAAGAACAUAUUAAGUAGGCUUUUUAAGAAUUGUAAAUGCUGAUGAAUUGUUUAUCAAUAUUUGGUAUAAAAAAACUAUGUGCAGAUGAAUAGGACUUCUUCCAAAGAAAAUUUUAAAUUAUUCAAAGAAUGUUAUAUUUUUUUUCCUAGUUGAACCAAGUCUGAUUUAUUAAUUUUUUUUAUUUAUGCAAUUUUUAUUACAAGAAAAUGAAAAUAUAUCAAAGUUUGAGUUUUUAAGUAAUAUUUUGUUAACUUCAUCCUACUUGCUUUAAUAACAUCACUAUGAAUCAAAUUUGCGCAUUGUGUGCAAAAUAGCAAUUAAUUAUUCUGUGUUGCUUUCUUUAAAACCAACUCUAUUAAACACUUGUCCACCUCUUGCUCCAGUCUUUGUGUGCAGUUCACCGUGAUAUUAGGAAGAAUUAUGUGUGUAUGACUGCAAGUACAUUUGAGGGACAGAACUGCAUGUCCUCAGACUUUUAAUUUAAAUACAGAAAGAAGGUCGUUAGUUUUACAGUGUUCUGGUAGUGCUUUGUGAAUGGAAUUAUUUGCAAUGCAAACUGGAACUUGGUGAACAGUGAAGAUGCUAUUGUUGAAUUGUUUUUUACAGUAGUUUAUUUGACACUCAUUGAAAGAAAAAUAGCAUUAAUAUCUUUAGAAUUUAAAAAAUCCAUGGUAUGCUAAAUCUUUCUAUUGAAGGCACUUUCUAAGUCUAGUGAAUGUUAAAUUAGUUUAAUUAGUAAGUAGAGAAAACACAACAUGAUGCAACACAAAAUAUUUUCACUCUUUAUCAGAAGUUGAAAAGUGCUACCAGAUGUACUGUAAAGCAGUUUCUAUAGUGCCGAAUUCUCUGGAUUCUGUGCAAAGUCUGUUAUUACAUUUUUUUCUCUAAUGUUGAUGGACAUCAUGGCAUAUUUUGGGCUGUUUCUAUUGACAGUGGGUCUAGGGGCUUCUAUCCAAAUUACAAUUUUUAGUCAACCUGUGAAAUUUCACAGCACUGAGUCACAGGGAAUUGCAUUCUUUUCACAUCCCCUGCCCAUGUAGUGCAGAAUGGAGUAUCCAAAGUUGCAAAGAGAAUGCACCACUGGCUGUUUUGCAGCCUGGCACCUAUUGUAAGUACCUGCUCUUUUUAGCAGGGCUUCUGCUCAGGCAUCCCUUCUCAGCAUGUGUGAUUUUUCUGCUCCAGGAGCAGAUCUUUCCACUUCUAUUGAACCUCAUGAAGUGUUUUCUGGUCCAGUCCUCAAGGUGAGCAGUGUCCCUCUGGUUCAAGCUUUGCCAUUUGGCAUGCCAUCUCAUCCUCCUGAUUUAAUGUCGUCUGUGAACUCGUUAGCAUGUAGUCUUUUGUCCUUGUCUGGGUCACUGGUGAGAUGUUGAUUGACAUGGGCCACAAAAUUGGUCCCUGCAGGGCUGUCCUCAUUGCAGGCUGCCAGCGGGGCGUAAAACAUUGAUAAAUGCCCUUCAAGCCUGGGCAUUUAGACAGUUUUCAGCCCACAUCUCUCCAUUCAUCCAGGCAGUUUUUCCUUUUGGAAGGCAUGAAAAAUACUAUCCAACUCAGUAGAUUUAAUUGCUAUAGGUUUGGUAGGUGAUGAAAAUUUGUGUAAUCUUUUGGCAUUUAAAACCUUUUAAGCAAUUUAAGGUACACUAACUUUCACUUGAGAGACAUAUCCCUUACUUUUUUCCCUGUUUUUUCUCAGAGCACUUAUUUCUGUACAAAAUACACAACUUUCAUGCUUUUUUUUCAUAAUAGUGAGCUGUAGUUUCAAUUAAUAUUUUAAAUGUGUAUCUUAAUUUCCUCCCUGCUCUGGAACUGUGAAUAUGAUCGGUAAUAAUAGCUAUUUUCAUCAGAUGUAAUGUGUGACAAAGACCUUAAUAGCUUCAUUCUUAUUUUAGAUCAGUAUUAACAAGGUGGUAGAUUUUUCUGCAUAUCAGAAAUUGUUAUCUCACUGGGAGAGACUAUUUGAAUAUGAGUUGGUUUUCAUACAGUAUCACUGUGAUUAAAAAGUCAUCUAGACACCCAUUCUAAUUUUAGACAGAUGUAAGUUGCAUGAAAUAAACUUUUUUGUAUUUAGCUUUAAAAGUGAAAAUCACACUGUAGUAGUCUUUUCAUCUUGCAAAUAAUGUUACCCUUUUUUUUUUCCUCAUUUUGAACUUCUGACUCCAAAUGAGGUUGUAUGGCAUCUGUAGGUUUUAUUUGAAUAGCACAUGCCAGGAAUAUGUCAGGUAUUACAGUGCAUAUACAUGGCCCAGUUUUGAAAGAUAUUAUGCUUAAUUACCUACUGAACACUGUCAGCAAGCAAAUUACACAAACCUUAGGGCACACUAGGAGCCAGUGCUGGUCCUGCCCUCAUGGGCACCUGCUGAGGAGUUUGCAUUUGGGCUAUGUCCAUGUCCUCUGUUUGCAGUGGAGGUCACAUCAUUUUCUCACCUCUCACCAGUGGAGCCCAGCACAAAUGUAGUCUUGCUUUGAGUUUCUCUCAAAAAAUCUGAAUUUUUAGAAAUACCCUAAGGGAAGGGAGGUUCAUUUGCAAUUGCACAAUAACCAAGAGGGCUGAAUGUACCAAUUCUCUGUGUUUUGCUUAAGUUUCUUUCCCUAGCAAAGCUGUGUUAGUAUAGGGAGGGUUUGUGUGGUCUCUUUAUUUUACAGGAUUUUAAACAUUGUCUGGUGCAACAAUAAACAGUAACUAUUUAACAUGCCAUCGGCUGCAGUUGUAAUCUGAGGAAUUAACAUUUUUAUAUGUUCAGACUAAUACUAGAGCUGCAUAAUGAAAGUAAGAGAGACUUUUCCAGAUUAAAUCCACCUGAGAGUGUAUUUGUAUUCAUAUGCUAAAUUUACAGUAGGGAUUAAGUUAGAGAGUUUGGCUCACCUGGUGGAAUAAGAUUAACGUUGACAAAAUUGUGUAAGAAACACUGGAGUGGCUUCACUGGUAACCUUGUGUUAUACACAGGCCUGGGAGAAAGUUAACAAAAUUUGCUAUAACUGCUUACCUGGGCAGCUACUGGGGUGAAAAAUACUAUCUUGCUUUUUCUUUCUGUCUGUCAUUAAAUAUUAGUCCUUAAAACUGUAUAAAACUUGAAAUUGCUCUUUAGUAAAUAUAUUGAUAGAAGUCGAGAUAUAUUUAGUAUAAAAAGUAGUAUAAUUUUCUACUUUACCAUCCAUGGUUACUUUUAUGAUAAUUCUGAUAACACUCAGUAUUUUCAUUAAGAAAGGUCUUUUUUUCUUAUUAUUUUCUCUUUUUUUGUUUUUGUUUUUUUUUUAACAGAAGAAUCUAGACUAAGUAUGUUAAUAUAGGUUUAAUUAGAACAGUGUCUGGAACCCAGAAGAAUGUUGCAAAUCUGAGUAAGGUCAGAGAAACGGCUUAUUUAUAGCAAUUUACUUUAUUUUUGUACUAUAUAUUGUAAGGAGUCUACUUACAAAAGCAAAUGCAUUAUUUGCUUUUUAAACUAGGGUAUGUAAAGUACUUCCAUUCAUUGGCUUUGGUGUAAACUACAUAUUUCUUUCACUAAAUUAGAAGGCCUCUUAUAAAAGGAUUUUUAUAUGGUCUCUUGCAAGUUUAAAAAGUGAUAUUGUUGUACUUGUGUUUUAUAUGCCAAUCUUCUCCUUUGUCAAAUUUUGUGGCGUUAUAAAUCCCUCAUAUCUUUCACUUUUUUUACCUUCCGUGCAAUCUUUGACAAACCUCAGAAAAGAAAGGGGAGGAGGAGACAACAAUGGAGAGUGGUGAAACUAGUCACAGAAGCUGUCUGUAUGAGAUGUAAAAAAAUACAAAGUUUUCUAACUUCUAUAAAUUAAAAUGUCAGUGGAGCUGUUGAAUUCAUUUCAGGCAGGUUAUCUUAAUACCAUUUUUCUUUGCACUGAUCCAUGACAGCAUGAAAAAAGGGAAGACUGGUGACAUUUGCUCAGAAUUAAUGUGAAGGUGAAGGGAAGUUUUUAUUCCUUUUAUAAAUAAAAAAUGGCUGUAGCCAGCAUUUGGCUGAAGGUGUCUUGGUAAUGUGGACAAAGGGAGUUACAUAUUUUAUAAAUACAGAAACCAUAAAGUCUGAAUAUAUAAUCAGCAGUUUGUAAUAUAUUCUUUCUAACCUAUGAAUAAUUCAUUUAAGUGUGGUAAAGCUACUUAUUGGUACUCCUGGAGCAAUGAUUCAGAUGUCUCCUGUGAAACACUAAAAUGUAUUUCCAUAUUGACUGCUACUUUUAAUGGUCUGCAUUGAUGAAAGGGGGAUAUCUUAUGCUAAUAUAUAAUGUUGCUGGCCCAGAACAUUGGGCAUGCAAAAUGGGAAGAGGUGAGGAAAUUCCUUCAAAAGUUCAGGAGUGGGUAACUUAUCUGAGUAUCAAAAUGAUGUGCUAUACAAGAGCAGCACACACACUGGGAAAUAUCCAACCAGAACUGUUGUUCUUCACUGAGAUACUUACUCCUUGUGCCAGUUGGUGCAGCCACACAUGCAGUGUCUUUUUCUGAAGUAGCAUCACUUCCUAGGAUUGCACUUGUGUUCCAGUGGUUGAUUUGUCAGAUCCACCAAGAACAAUCAGUGUUAGAGUCAGGACUGCAAACUCAGAUUUCUUGUCUACUAGUCCUGUGCUGAAUUCUCUCUCUUUCUUUGUUAAAUUCACCUGAACAAGGAAUAUUACAGUAACAUUAACAUAGUUAAUACAAGGUUAAUCCUUACUAUUUUCCAGGCAAAGGAAAAUUCAGGAUAGCUCAUUUAACUAGAUGGAGGAAUCACAGGUGAGAUCUACUAUCCUUGUAUCUGCUUAAUAUUUUAUAAAAUAUUUUGAGACUGGAUCACAAUAAAUAUAUUAAAAUCACUUUGUCACCUGUCUCAAAAUCAACCUUGAAAAUUGUCAUUCCAAUCUGAGGUUAGAAAAUAGGUCUAUUUAGUUCUCAAAAUAAGUGUUACUUGUGUUCUUUAGUGGUUGACAUAUAGAAUAAUAAAUUCAGAUCACAAUAAAUUUUAUUUUCAGCUAAGUCUCACAGAAGACCCGACUGAGCAGAAAAAUAAAUGCUGAUGAGUGUACUUUGGUAUGCAGGGAUAAAUGCAAAAUGACAACUUCUACCUUAGUCAAGCUUUCAUUCUAAUUAGCAAAGACACUGUUUUUGUUCCUUUGUAAUUAUUUGUAAACUACUUGUUUUCAAAAGUUAUUUCCUGACUGAGAAUUAAUCACAUAUGAAGUUUGUGUUCUAAAAAUUAAACAAUGUUUGGAACUCUGCAGACAUAAACAGUGAUGCUUCUGUCUUGCACCUAAUGCUCACAUCUUGCUAAAUCUCCAGCUCUCAGGGUGGACCAAUAAAAUUUCACCCUUGGACCAAACAGAAAUAUCAGUGGGCUUUUCCAAAGGGAUUCUUCUAUGUAUAUUGAUUGGUGUCUAAGUUAUUUACUAUAAAAUAAGUAAGAAAUCAAGCUGCUAGUAUUUGAUGCCUGAGAUAGUUUUGUUCCUCAAAAUGCAUAGCAAACUACUUGUUCUUCAUCUGUUACUGCUAGAUUGUCUGAAGAGGAUACUUUUAUUUAGUAUGUAAAAAGCCAUCAUAAAAUUAAACAAAAAUUAAGAAUCCAGAGAGAUUGUUAAGAUAGUUCUGUAUUAGGAUAUUAGGUAUAUUUUCUUUGUUGUAACCAGUAGCAAGACUCUUCUCUGGGUCUUUAUCUACUUUUCUCUGUAUAAUUAAGUGGUUAGUGAUUUAUGAUUUCCUAGUACUUCAGUAGCAAAGAAUUUUGUAUUUUCUCACACUUUUGCACAAAGUACAUAUAAAUUUGGAAUAAUGUCACACUUUUUUGGUGUGACUGGAUCCCAUGCGCACAUUUAGGAAAUGUAGUAAAUGUUCAUAUUUUUUACCUUGCUCAGAUUAUGAGAAUGCUAUUAGAAGAGUAAAGUUAUAUUAGCUGUCAUUUUUACAUUGCCUUACUGAGCUUCUUUGCUUUUAACAGCCUUUUAGACGGGAAACAGCCCCAUGCCAAUUCUUUAUCAGACCAAAAUGUCAGAAUCUAAAUAGCUAAAAGAGCAUUCUUUGCUGAUUGCCCAUAUCCCUGUGCUUGUUCUGAAAAAACCCCCAUAUCUGUUCAUUCCUCGUACAUCUCUUCGCGUAGCAUACUUGUAAAAGGGGAUUCUCAGAGUCUUCCCACUGUGAUUAUGCUAUUAUGUCAGCAAGAAAGGCAUACAGAAACUUGCUUUGUGAUUUUUAAGAUGAAUUUGAAGGCAAAUAGUUGCUUUCUAGAAGCAUAACAUAUAGAGCCAGUGCUACUUUUCAGUACUGGGUAGACAGUGUCUGUUUUAGAGGGAAAUAACAGACUGUAAUGAGAAAGGGUCUGAAUUCCUAGAUGCACCAGAUAAAAUUCUUUCUGUUGUUUGAAAGCAAGAGAAAAGGGUUGCUUAAGGGAAAGAAAGACACUAAGAAAUAUUUAUGUACCCAGCCACCCAACUGUUGCAGAAGGCAUUAUUUUUGAGCACUGUAGUACUAAGCCUUACCUGCAGCACCCUUAAUUUUAUGCUCAAACGUUCACUGUGGACUUAAAUAAUGAGAUGAAGAAGAAUAGGAUACAGGGAAAAAAACCCCAAUACCAUCAUUUCUAAAUACUCAAUAGAAUAUUGAUUUGCAAACACUUGUGGUGAAAAUUAUAUAAGCUACUUAUUAUAUUGCAAUUUUCAAAAGCAUAAAUUUAGUCCCUCAUAGUGCAUUCAGUAAUUUAACAUUAAAAAAUAUUCUUGAUUGAUCAUGAUUGAUUUCUUGCAAAUGCAUUCAUCCAUGCUUGACUUCACAAGUUUGAGAUGUCUUCAGGAUGAUUCUUUUUUAUGUCUUAUUAUUCUGAUUUCAAAUAUGGGCUGUAAUUGUGCCUGUAAAAAUAAUUUUAUUGCUUAUGGUUACUAGGCAUCAGGAGCUGAGGAAUAAUACAGAAAGAAUAUAAUUUGCAUAUUCCAAAUCUAUAGACUUUUAUUUCACUGUAAGAGUUAAUCAGCAAUGCACAUCAGAUUUUUCUCUGCUUCAUUUGCUUGGACUCUGAUGUUGUACAGGCAAGAAUACUUAGUAUGAACAUUGCAGUUUAAAUCAGUUUAAAAGAUGUAGAUGCUUAAGUUCAAAUAAAAAUGCUCAACAGUGAAAUUCCUAGGAAAAAUACAUAGCUGGUUACCUGGUUACACCAGGCUUUAGAUUAGUUGAUUUUUAGUUCCUAUAUGCUUAAACAAAUAAGCUUCUACACAGACAAGGCUUGAGCUGCUGUUGGUACUCCAUUCUCCAUUGAAAUCAGUGAGCUUUCAGGUGAGUGGAUGAUGUAGCUACCUAAAUCUAUUUCAGCUGUAGGCCUAAUGUGCAGUCAAGCCUAGUUAUUCAACUAGUUGCACUAAAGAUUAAUUUUGAACAUGUGCACCGAGUUGUGGAAGAUAAAAUGUGUGAAAUACAGUUGGUUUGACCGCUUGCCGCUCAGAGCAAUAUAUUUGACUUUCCUUUGACUCGCUUGCGUUUUGGAACCUUGUUCUGGAGCUUGUGGUAUUUAAAAACAACUUAACUUCAUGUCUCUGCAAAGCUCAAUUAGAUGUGACAUUUGGAAGAAAGAACAGUACAUUGAAACAAUGACAAUUUAUCAUAUUAUGUCUCACUCUGGCAAGCUUAAUUGUAAGAAUAUUUGCAAUUCUUUUUUCCCGUUUCCCUAUACUUUCCCCACAAUGGUGCCUGGCCAGAGUUUAAGGUUGCUACCACUGUAUGCCAGUCAAAAAAAGGAGUCUGAUCUUUCUGAUUUGUGGAGAAGGGGGUGGCUGACUAAGAGCACACUUCUAAUCUCAGCCCAGAAAAGCAUGAAUGCAAGAAAGUGCCUCUUCUGUCUAAGGCUUUAGCACAUAAACAGAAUUGCUUUUUUUUGGUAUAUUGAGUUUUCUGGCUACUUCUGAGAUUGAACCUAGCCAGAAAGGAACAGUUAAGAGAACAGUUUUAAGUUUCCAUGUAAUGCAGCUGCAACACUUACUCUGUGUCUUUGCACUUAUAUGUUGGUUUUGAACGUACUGUUGUAGUAAUCCAGAGAGCAGAUGAGGCCUCACACUGACUACCUCUCAUGCAAUAAAAACCAAGCUCAUUCAGUAUUUAAUGUUGAUUACAGUCAAGCAUCCUUUGGCCACAUGAUUCAGGGAGGUGGUAGUGGGGGGAAUAGUAAACAAAAAGUAAUAAUUAAGACUUUUUUCCAGUGAUAUAUGUGGUAUACACAAUACCCAUAAUACCAAGUCCAACUGAAGGAGGUCCUACAGCUUCUGGUAGGAAAUAAAAAGUGAACUUGGCUAUGCUAUAGUUUUUGUUGUGCUCUAAAACGUAACAAAAGAUGUCAUCUGUUUCCUUCAGACUAAGUCAGAUUUACCAGGAUAUUGUGUCCAAAACACAUAACACAGUUUUAGUUUUUGAGGAAACAUGACGCUCUUUUACCUGUUGCAAUGUAAUUGGAUAAUGCAUGUACAAAUGACUUGUGUAGCCUGCCAAUGAAUGUUGCUAAUGCCUUACCAAAAAAAAAAAAAAAAAGAUAAAGCAUAUUUUUUGUAUUUUUUUUCCUCAGAGGCAAAUCCAAACAAUGCUAGAUUUGGGAAACUGUUUACUGAAAAGCAUUUUCUAAUAGAUCUCUGAAGAAGUGCAAUUGUAUAAUUAUUAUUGUUCAGUGCAUACAGUACAUUGUCUCCAUCACUCUGUACACUGCUGCUAUUAGUGCUUGUUCUAAUAAAUCUCAAUGUACACUGUUUAAA